UGUCCCACCAGCCCAGAGGCAGGUGCAGAGCCCAGGGGCUGCGCAGGAGCGGCGCUCGGGGACGCGGUUGGGAGUUGGGGUGCGAGGAGGGGUGGUGGGGGGGGUGUCCUGCAGCGGCAGCCCCGAAACGCCAACUUUUUGGCUCCCCCCUACCCCCCCGCGCUGGUCAGUUACCGGCGUCGGGGCUGUCGGGAACCACUCGCUGAUUGGCUGCCGCCCGCUCAUUUAUAGCCCGUCAAUCAAAUGCCCCCGGGAUUGGUGCGCGCAUCGCUCGGCGCUGCCCGCGGGACGCGCUCCGCACCGCUCAGCAGGCGCGCCCGCAGCAGCACCACCUCGGGGAGCGGCGCAUCCGCCCAUCGGGCAGAAAAACUUCCUCCUGCAGCAGCUGCCAAGGCCGGUUCUUUCCUCUCCUUUUUAUUUCUUUUUUUCGUUUGUUUGUUUGGUUUUGUUUUCUUUUUGUUUUUAACUUCCUUUCCCCGCGCUGGUGCCUGCCUGCCCGCCGCCCUGGCGCACCUCUUGCCGGCUCCGGCCAUGUACAGCAUGCUGGAGACUGAGAUCAAGACGCCGCAGCCCACGCCAGGCAGCGCCGGGGGCACCCCCGCUCCCGGGAGCAACGGGAAAGGCGCGGGAGGCGGCGGAGCCGGUGGCGGGGCGGGAGCCGGCUCGGACCAGGACCGGGUGAAGCGCCCCAUGAACGCCUUCAUGGUGUGGUCGCGGGGCCAGCGGCGGAAGAUGGCCCAGGAGAACCCCAAGAUGCACAACUCGGAGAUCAGCAAGCGCCUCGGGGCCGACUGGAAGCUGCUGAGCGAUGCCGAGAAGCGACCUUUCAUCGACGAGGCCAAGCGCCUGCGGGCCGUGCACAUGAAGGAGUAUCCGGAUUACAAAUACCGGCCCCGAAGGAAGACCAAGACCUUGUUGAAGAAGGACAAAUACUCGCUACCCGGCAAUCUGCUGGCCCCGGGAGGGGGCAACGCGGUAAGCAGCCCUGUCGGGGUCGGCCAGAGGAUUGACACUUACGCGCACAUGAACGGUUGGACCAACGGGGCUUACUCGCUGAUGCAAGACCAGCUCGGCUACAGCCAGCACCCGGGCAUGAACAGCCCGCAGCUGCAGCAGAUGCACCGCUACGACAUGACGGGGCUGCAGUACAGCCCCAUGAUGUCCACGGCCCAGACCUACAUGAACGCCGCCUCCACCUACAGCAUGUCCCCCGCCGCCUACGGCCAGCAGCCCUCCACGGCCAUGAGCCUGGGCUCCAUGGGCUCGGUGGUGAAAUCCGAGCCCAGCUCGCCGCCUCCGGCCAUCACCUCCCACUCGCAGAGGGCCUGCCUGGGAGACCUGCGGGAUAUGAUCAGCAUGUACCUACCCCCGGGGGGGGAUGCCACAGACCCUUCCUCCCUGCAGGGCAGCAGGUUACACAGCGUCCACCAGCACUACCAGAGUGCCGGGACUGGCGUGAAUGGUACCGUACCACUAACUCACAUAUAAACUUGGCUGCUCAGGACGGCUCCCCGUCUUAAUCCCUAACCCCACCACCGCGCCCUGACUCCAUCGGGAUGUACGGCAGUGUUGCUCGGCUUAGCAGACUUAAUACUAACUUUGGAGAAAUUUUAAAAAGGAAAUCCGUUAGCUGUGUCCUUUUUCAUUUUUUUUCUUUUUUUUUUUUUUUUUUUUGUACAACAAUAAGUAUAUGAGGACGCUGUUAUUUUAAUAGAGCACAACUCCUGCCUCUUAGAAGCCGCUGUGAAGUUUUGAAACCACAGCAACUUCUUUCCUGUUUUCUGCUAGGUUGGGCACUGUUUUAUUCGCUUAAAAGUUUUUAAAAGAUCUUGCAUCUUCCAGUUUGAUUUCUAGAGUUGCAAUGACGUAAAAAAAAAAUAAUUAAAACAACAAACCGGCGGGCUUUUGGUUUUAAACUCAGUUGUUCACGUUAUCGUUGUGUUUCUUAAAUGUUUUGUUCUUUCCACCUUAUCCAGCCUCGCUUGGUUUUUAUCUACAAUCUGUAGCUUUCACGACUUUUUAAACUAAAUUUAGUGUUUUGUUCCUUAAAAAAAGGGGAGGUGGGAGAGAGCUGUGCGGGUCGCAAACGCAUUUCUUUUAUUUAUAGCAAGUUGUGUGUUUUGUUUUUUUCUUAAACUGUAAACUUAUGUAAAUUGGUUUGUGAAUUUUACUGUGAACAAUGUUUUGACAUAUCAGAUGAAGAAACGUUUUAGUUUUGUUUACCGGAUUUCUUCCCCCCAAAAAAAGUCAUCGAAACACUCCUUCCCCUCUCCCUGUCCCUAGUCCUCGUUUGCUUCCAUCUUCCAAACGAAGAGAGAUCAAUAAAUUUUAU
Messenger RNA from Cuculus canorus (common cuckoo), 2332 nucleotides. Its product is annotated as transcription factor SOX-3. The transcript has a single exon. Lineage: Eukaryota; Metazoa; Chordata; Aves; Cuculiformes; Cuculidae. The record is from RefSeq and is a predicted model, not a curated record. Gene Ontology annotation, biological process: positive regulation of transcription by RNA polymerase II; anatomical structure morphogenesis; negative regulation of transcription by RNA polymerase II. Gene Ontology annotation, molecular function: RNA polymerase II cis-regulatory region sequence-specific DNA binding; DNA-binding transcription factor activity, RNA polymerase II-specific. Bases 244 to 1488 code for a protein of 414 amino acids.